Messenger RNA from Colletotrichum spaethianum, 489 nucleotides. RefSeq lists its product as uncharacterized. The coding region runs from base 1 to 489 and encodes 162 amino acids. The record is from RefSeq and is a predicted model, not a curated record. The transcript has 2 exons. NCBI's taxonomy places the organism in Eukaryota, Fungi, Ascomycota, Sordariomycetes, Glomerellales, Glomerellaceae.
AUGACUGCGCGGUGCCGUGGUCCCUGGCUUCCCAACACGAAUUGCCAUGUCCCUUUGAGGGAGAGCCGCCUCGCUCACCAGCGUUUCCAUCACAGCCGAAUCCCCAAGACCACCUACACCUGCGCCUUCACCGGGCGCGGUCAGCUCGUCGAGAUCCGCGCCGCCCAGCGCACCUUUGAGGGCGCCUACAUGCGCACCGCCCUCUCGCAGUUUUCUUUCGCCCUCAUCAUCCUCAAGAUCUUCACAUCCGAGUUCUACGCCAUCGGCGCCCUGUUCGCCGUCUACGGCGCCGCCGUCAUGCUCGUCGCCAUCUUCCGCCGCCACGAGGGCAACCGCCAGUUUUUCACGUCCCCGAAGGAGGACGAGCACGGCGCCGUAUCCGUCGUCCGCAAGUUCCGCACCUCGGGCAACAGUGUCGCGCUGCUCACGGUCCUGAGCCUCGCCGCCUACGUCACGUUGCUGGUCCUCACCUGGCAGCUGGUGCAGUGA